CUGAAAAAAUUUAUGGACAAGAAAUUAUCAUUGAAAUUAAAUGGUGGCAGACAUGUCCAAGGAAUAUUGCGAGGGUUCGAUCCGUUCAUGAAUCUUGUGAUAGAUGAAUGUGUGGAGAUGGCAACUGGCGGGCAACAGAACAAUAUUGGAAUGGUGGUAAUACGAGGAAAUAGCAUCAUCAUGCUAGAAGCCUUGGAACGAGUAUAAACAAUGGACGUGUUCAUCAGAAGAAGAAAACUGCUUCCACGUGUCCCCUGUCCAUAGUACCUGUUUUACUACAAUAUAAAAAUCAAAAAAAAAAAAAUCAGGUCACCCGCAUUUUCAUAUUGAACUUUUUUGUUAAAUAAACUUUUAUAAUAGUCAAAAAACAAAAAAAAGAA
Molecule: messenger RNA, 380 nt
Organism: Nyctereutes procyonoides (raccoon dog)
Lineage: Eukaryota; Metazoa; Chordata; Mammalia; Carnivora; Canidae
Product: small nuclear ribonucleoprotein G-like
Exons: 1
Coding region: 13-207 (64 amino acids)
Biological process (GO): mRNA splicing, via spliceosome; spliceosomal snRNP assembly
Cellular component (GO): precatalytic spliceosome; catalytic step 2 spliceosome; U1 snRNP
Molecular function (GO): RNA binding
Source: RefSeq, a predicted model, not a curated record